Paramecium pentaurelia is the source of this 536-nucleotide messenger RNA. The record is from the annotation of a GenBank genome assembly. NCBI's taxonomy places the organism in Eukaryota, Ciliophora, Oligohymenophorea, Peniculida, Parameciidae.
AUGUAGGUGAUGAAAUAGUUAAAAUCACAACAGUCCCAUCAUUAUUGGAUGCCAUAUACUAUUUACAUAAAUGAAUAAGUCUUAGAAAAUAAAAUACGUUUAAGGGAGGAUGUACCUUACUUUUCAAUACUAUCCCAAUGGCAUUUCAUCUAAUUUGAAUAUGGAUUAGAUAAAAAAGGUUAAAGAUCAUAAUUUAAAAUAAGUUAUUUUGAUAAUCAAGAUUUAAAAUCUAAAUAAUAUUAUCUUGGAAAUAGUUAAUAUUAUAGUUUAUUUAUAAAUACAAAAUUCUAUGCUUAUUUUGGAGGUGAUUUUACGAUUUAUUAAAAGUUGAAAGGUUAAUUAGCAGGGUUUUAUUUUAUAUCAAAUUAUCCUCACGAUUUAGAUUUUUUAAUUUGUAUCAAAUAUUUAUAUUUCUAGUUUGCCAUUAUAGUUGUAAAACUUGCAAUGGUCCUUAAAUUUCAGAUUGUUUAUCUUGUCAUGAUAAUAAUGAACGAGUAUAUUUGGAAGAUAUUCAAUAAUGUGUAUGCCCAAUUUGA